This is a messenger RNA of Astyanax mexicanus (Mexican tetra), 833 nucleotides long. It is a transcript of the gene sat1a.2, whose product is annotated as spermidine/spermine N1-acetyltransferase 1a, duplicate 2. The record is from RefSeq and is a predicted model, not a curated record. The transcript is spliced from 6 exons. Gene Ontology annotation, molecular function: N-acetyltransferase activity. Bases 171 to 674 code for a protein of 167 amino acids. NCBI's taxonomy places the organism in Eukaryota, Metazoa, Chordata, Actinopteri, Characiformes, Acestrorhamphidae.
GUGUGUGUGUGAGCUCGGGCCGGGUCAGCGCUGUGUCUGCAUGCAGUCCGGUCUGGUCAGUGAUCUUUCUGCUGGGGGUCGGAACCCUUGGUCCGGAUGAAGAAACACAUCCUGCUUCUGUUCACAUAUCGAGGACUGAAGAAGAAAGGAAAGAAGAGCAAGAGGAGAAAAUGUUUAUUUUACGCAACGCAGAACCCGCCGACGUGCCGCACAUACUGCGACUCAUAAAGGAACUUGCAAAGUUUGAGGAAAUGGAAGAACAGGUCGUGCUGACCGAGAAAGAGCUGCUGGAGGACGGAUUCGGAGAGCACCCAUUCUACCACUGCGUGGUGGCGGAGGUACCCGAAGAUAAACAGACCAUAGAGGGUUAUAGAGUGGUCGGCUUUGCCAUGUACUACUUCACCUACGACCCCUGGAUCGGGAAGCUGCUCUACCUGGAGGAUUUCUAUGUCAUGAAGGAGUUCAGAGGUUACGGAAUCGGAUCUGAAAUCCUGAAGCGGCUCAGUGAAAUGGCGGUAAAGUGUCGUUGCAGCAGUAUGCACUUUAUUGUGGCGGAGUGGAAUAAGACGUCUAUAGAGUUUUAUAAACGUCGUGGUGCCGCUGAUCUGUCGCAUGAGGAGGGCUGGCGGCUGUUCGAGAUCGGGAAGCAGAGUUUGCUGAAAAUGUCGAAGUAAAGAUCUUCACGAGUUUCAGCCUUUUCAUCUGUUUACUGCUCACUUUUACCAUUUCUCUGGAUUCACAACCAAAUAAACACACUGUUACUCUGUACUUUCUCUAUUGUUACUCACUGUUUACUAUCUGUAGUGCAGUAAAAUAAAGAAUUAUCAAUAGUA